GGAGGAAAUGGAUGAGGCGUGUUUCAGCCCUGCAAGGCCUGGCUGUCUGGCUCUGACCAGCAGGCCUCCACCCUCCCACCCUCCCACCCUCCCAACCUCCCACCCUCCCAACCUCCACCCUCCCAGCCUCCUGUCAUCCUGGGGUCAGUAUUACUUCUCCCUGGGUUCUGAUCAGCCCCCACCUCCACCCUCCAGCCCCCACCUCCACCCUCCAGCCCCCACCUCCACUUCUACCCUCCAGCCCCCACCUCCACCUCUACCCUCCAGCCCCCACCUCCACCUCUACCCUCCAGCCCCCACCUCCAUCCCCCACCUCCACCUCUACCCUCCAGCCCCCACCUCCACCUCUACCCUCCAGCCCCAGUACCCACCACCCCACCUCUAUCCUCCAGCCCCCACCUCCAGCCCCCACCUCCAGCCCCAGCACCCCCCUCCAGCCCCCACCUCCAGCCCCGGCACCCCCCUCCAGCCCCCACCUCCAGCCCCAGCACCCCCCUCCAGCCCCCACCUCCAGCCCCGGCACCCCCCUCCAGCCCCCACCCCCACCCCCACCCUCCAGCCCCCACCUCCACCCUCCAGCCCCCACCUCCACUUCUACCCUCCAGCCCCCACCUCCACCUCUACCCUCCAGCCCCAGUACCCACCACCCCACCUCUAUCCUCCAGCCCCCACCUCCAGCCCCCACCUCCAGCCCCAGCACCCCCCUCCAGCCCCCACCUCCAGCCCCGGCACCCCCCUCCAUCCCCCACCCCCACCCUCCAGCCCCCACCUCUACCCUCCAGCCCCCACCUCCACCUCUACCCUCCAGCCCCCACCUCCACCUCUACCCUCCAGCCCCCACCCCACCUCUAUCCUCCAGCCCCCACCUCCACUUCUACCCUCCAGCCCCCACCUCCACCUCUACCCUCCAGCCCCCACCUCCACCUCUACCCUCCAGCCCCAGUACCCACCACCCCACCUCUAUCCUCCAGCCCCCACCUCCAGCCCCCACCUCCAGCCCCCACCUCCAGCCCCAGCACCCCCCUCCAGCCCCCACCUCCAGCCCCAGCACCCCCCUCCAGCCCCCACCUCCAGCCCCGGCACCCCCCUCCAGCCCCCACCCUCCAGCCCCCACCUCUACCCUCCAGCCCCCACCUCCACCCUCCAGCCCCCACCUCUACCGUCCAGCCCCCAGCAACACCUCACCCCAGGGUAACCUGGAGAUGGUCACAGGUUUGGAAUGCUUCUGUGCCUCCCUGAAGUGUUGAUGAGCCUGAAUAUGAAAAUGGCAGGUGUUUAGCUGUCUGUGUGUUUGGAGAGAGGGGGAGACAGCGGGACGGGGGGGGGGAGGGAGAGUGUGAGAGAGACAGAGAGACUGCAGACAGUUCAAGUUGUAUGUGGACAUUAGUUGUGUGUGAGAGUAUUUCACACACAGCAGACCACAGGGGUAUGUUUGUAUGAAUGUACUCCAUGGAAGACAGGAUUGCAGGGGAAGAUGCUUUGAUGGUGGUUUUCCACCAGUAUCUUUCUUAUACUGGAUGAAAGUGCAAUAGUUUAUUCUUCUACAACUCCCUGUCCAACACCCCUUGUGCAGUAACGACAUUCCUGUCCCUUUAAUUCAUAUUUUUAUAAAUAAUGACUGUGUUUGUUUCAAUUAUAUUUAAAGAGAGUGGAUGGGGGAACUAACAGGUGUAAGUGUAAGUUGUACAUACAGGUUAAGCGGUUAAAAGGUUUAAUAAUUUAAUUUAUUGCAGAUGUCAGGGACACAUUUUGUUUCUUACCCAGAUGUGAAAGUGCCAAUGCUGAAGGAAUGACUGAGGUCAUUGUGGCCAAAAUGUGGGCCUUCGCUAUUUCUAUUUCUAAAGAAUCUCAGGCUUGGAGAGUGAAAAGGCACUUUUAAAUAGUCUGUAACUGUGGUGUUGAGUAAUUGGUUACCCCUAAUGUAUUUCAUUUCAAAUACCUGUCAUUUUAAAGUGACUUGAUU
Messenger RNA from Osmerus eperlanus (European smelt), 1963 nucleotides. RefSeq lists its product as uncharacterized. The transcript is spliced from 2 exons. Lineage: Eukaryota; Metazoa; Chordata; Actinopteri; Osmeriformes; Osmeridae. The record is from RefSeq and is a predicted model, not a curated record. The coding region runs from base 8 to 1195 and encodes 395 amino acids.